AUGAAAAAUAUUCUGUUUGACUAUGGACACAAUGUGCUUUUUCAUAUUUCUCCUUUGAAUGCUUGUACAUACCUGUUCUUGAAAUGUAAGAUCAUUUAUCUAAAGAACUCUUUUCCCUUUUUUUUUCUGUUGCUUCCAAUUAUAGAUGACGACUAUUCAGAUGAUGAUGAUAAUAGCACUCAAAAUGUACGUACAGUGAACUCAGGUGCUUAUGAAAAUCGCCAAGGAGGGGAAACUGGAAGAUUAGGUUUUAACACCAACACUGGAGCUUACAAUGCAGGUGCGUACAAUGCAGGUAUCUACAAUGCAGGUGAUUACAACGCUGGCCAUUACAACACUGGCCAUUACAACACUGGCCAUUACAACACGGGACACUACAACACGGGACACUACAACACCGGGCACUACAACACUGGGCACUACAACAUGGAUCCACAAAUGAAUACCAUUUAUGGAAUCAAUUAUGGAACAUCCCCAGGAUAUAGCUAUCUAGAGAACUUCAAUUCAAGCCUAGGAGCAUUAAGGGGGUUGCAACCGGAGUUUUCAUCAUAUGAAAUGAGAGAUGACGUCAGCUUAAUCUAUUUUAUGCAAGCAGUAGCAUUCGCUACGGUGGCUUUUCUCAGUGUGGUAUUACGCAAGAAACAUAUGCUGAGACCGGGUAUAUCAAAAAGAGAAUUUGAAUCAACUUUACCAAACUUAGGAAGGAAAGAAGAAAAGUCUACAAAUAUAGAUUAUCAAAAAUUUGAAGAUGUUGUUACUCGUCCAAGUUCUCCAUUUUUUGAAGAAGAGCUUAAUAAUUACAAUGAAACGGAUCCUUUAUUACCAAAUGCUGAUAAUUAUGAUGAACGCCAUUCACCAUUACCAGAAAAUGUAAGAAACAGUGACUAUGAUGAUGAAGAAGAGGUAGACGAAGAUGAUAGAGAAAUUUCUUCUGAUGAAGGUGAAUAUUAUUUACAUGAAAGAGAAAUUCAUAAUCUAAUGAACACACCAUAUAGUUCCCCAGAAACACAUAUGGCUAACCCAUUUGAUGAUUUAAGUAAUCAAGUAUCAUCGAACAAUACACAAGGAAGAACUUAUCAAGAACCCAAUUAUGGAGAGGUAUAUGAAGGCGCUCAAUUUGUUGACAGGUAUCAUAUGUCAAAUAGUGAUGCAUCCUUAUUUUACAAUGAUACUAAUAAUUCUUCUAGAAAUAAUAAUCAGCAGAAUUUUCAUUAUGGGUAUGAACAUGCACCAUACGCUGAUAUAUUUAGAUAUCCAAACUAUGCUAACAUGUAUCGUAUGACAAAUUAUGAAAGUAAUAAUGGAAGCAAUAAUGGAAAUAAUAAUGCUGGUGGUAACCAUGGUAGUAGGAAUAGUAACAGCUCAGGUAAAAACAUGAGCCACAGCAAUAUUGGAUAUAACAAUUUAAACAUUAACAAUGAAAACAACAGUGCUGUUAGUGGAGGAAGAAGAGGUGGUAUGGAUGCACAGAACCCAGCUUUCGGAUUUGAUGAUGCUCGUUUUGCUGAUAGCUAUGGAGACAACUAUGAAGACGAAAUAUUUACGAAUUCUAACUAUGGUAAUCCAUUCGAAAAUGAUGAUGACGAGGACACAUCUGCAAAUGGACAAUCGGCUAAUGGUGCAUCAAACUUGUUACAUGAUCAAAAUGUUAAUUCUUAUGGAUAUACAAACUAUGGUUUUCAAUUUGAUCAAGUGGAUCAUAAUAACAAUGUCUUUUACAACAACCCAUUUGUCGAUGGAAACAACCCAUUCGAAAUGGAAUCUGAAGAAAUCAGUAAUAGUAGUACUACUCCACAUGUUGACAUAUCAUCACACGUCGAGGAAAAUUAUGAAGAAAAACAAAACAUUGAAGAGAAUGAAAAGGGUGGAAACAGUGAACAGACUGAAAAGUUCGAAACGAUCGAAAAGAGCGAAAAAAGCGAAAAAGUUGCAAAAAAAUUGGCUGACGAUUCUGGUGAUGAAGAAGAUGAUCCCAUUAGUGAUUAUGAUAAGUUUAUGCAUUUGGAAUCUGAAAGACAGAAAGAAAGAGAACAUGUAAAUGCAUUGAAGGUAAAUUUAGAGAAAUACAAGAAUGUAGGAGCAUCUAAAGUUCCUUUGGAAAAGUUGGAAGAAGAAUCCGAUCAAGAGUACUCCUCCACUGUAGAAAAAAACAUCGUAAAUAACAAAGACGACCUUGAAGAAGAAAACGAACAAGGAGAAGUAGAAGAAGAUGAAGAGGAGGAGGCAGCACCACAUGAGAACGGAAGUAGUAAUGCAUCUGAGUAUGUUCACCAUGAGGAAGGAAAAGGAUUAGAAUUGGAAGAAAAACAAGAUAAUUUUGAGGAUAUUAGCGAAUCUGACAUAGUAGUAGAUCACAAUGUCCAAGAGGAAGACAAUUUUGAGGCACCAUUAUAUGAUACACAAGAACAAGAGGUGGAGAUAUCGAAUGGGGAAGAAGCUGAAGAGGAAAUUGAAGAAUCAGAUGAGGUAGUGGAAGAAUCGGAUGAGGCAAUGGAUGAUUCAAUCGAAGAUGACACAUAUGAAGACAUCAUUGAUGAGGCAAGAAACGAAGAAUAA
Molecule: messenger RNA, 2556 nt
Organism: Plasmodium gonderi
Lineage: Eukaryota; Apicomplexa; Aconoidasida; Haemosporida; Plasmodiidae
Exons: 2
Coding region: 1-2556 (851 amino acids)
Source: RefSeq, a predicted model, not a curated record